AUGUUUUUCAACUACUACCACCCAUACCUGCCUUUCCUGAACCCCCAGCAGUCGCCCGACACGUACUACCAGCAGCACUCGCUCCUUUUCUGGACCAUUGUCGCCGUCGCUGCGCGUCGCUACAGCGCCGACCCGACUCUGCUGACGACCCUGUCGGGCCCAUUGACGCGCCUGCUGUGGCAGACCAUCGGCGACGUGCCCAGCAGCUACUACGUCGUCAAGGCGCUCUGCUUGUUGUGCACCUGGCCCCUGCCCACAAGCACGACGACGGCCGAUCCUACACACAUUCUCUGUGGCGUCAUGCUGAGGACCGCCACGGGCAUUGGCCUGCAUCGCCCGAACCACACCCAGGACUUCUCCCGUGUCUCCGUCGACCUGAACAAGGAGCAGCUCCAUGACCGCGUCACGACGUGGGCCGUGUGCAACAUUGUCGCCCAGUCCAUUGGCACAGGCUACGGCCAGCCUGCGUCGACACUGUACGACUGGACACUGGCUGUGAGACGAGGCGAAGAUGGCCCCUUUAAACUAUCGCCCGUUCUCGAGGCGAGGCUGCAGAUCGAAAGGUUCUGCGACAAGGUGUCCAAAGAGAUGUACAGCAACGCCAGCGACUCGCGCGGCGUCGCAGGUGACGAGCACAGAGCCAUGCUGAUGCGUGUCUAUCGGCGAGACUACGGAGAGCUUCAGGCUUCCAUCCUUUCGCAGCAUCUCGGGCCCAUCGUCAACCUCCAUCUCAGGGCCGCAGCUCUUCAUCUCCGAUUGGCCGGUUUCUUUGACUCCAACACCACUCCGGGCUACAUGGAUGAUCUGAUGGGCCUUUGGCGCGCAACGACGGCCUUCCUAGAUCACAUUCUCGAGGACGACAAGGUGACGUCGCCAGGUCAAAACACGGCUGGCCACAUCCUGCUCUACGCUUCGAAUUAUAUCCAGCAGAUGCUCGUCGCGGCAGGAUUUGCCUCUCAAGCUGAGCAAAUCGUUCUUCGCAGAAAUUAUCGAAGCCGAACGCAGCCGCACGUCAUCAACAAUGAUUUGCAGUCUCGGCUCGCCGAGCUGAUGGUGCAGAUGUGGAACGGCGCUCGACACGACAUCAAGUCUGUCAAGAACGACGAGGUGUCGCCCCGACCUGUUGUCGAUGACACCCUGCAGCUCAAGGUUCGGUGCCGUCACAGCAUGAGUCUCGUGUUCGACUCGGUAUGGCGCUGGCGUGAGGACUAUCAAGCCCAGGGCCGCGGCACACUGGACGGCGCGCACACAAUAGCCCUGAAACAACCUACUAAUCCGGACUCAGCGAACGAGUCUUCGGCUUCAUCGACACACAUGGAUUCAACACUCAUGCCUGCCACUGCUGGUGCGCAGAAUCUGCCACAGACAUCGGGCAACAUGCUGGCACCGACCAAUGGUGCCCUCACGCCGGGUACCACUGCCGCGAGCCUAGCAGCACCACCCGGUGCGAACGGCAAUGCGGCGACAAACGGCACCAACAGCAACCUCUUGAGCGGCAUCAAUUAUACGGACAACACCAACUAUGACUUCUUCGACCCCCAACACUGGAUGCUAGACGGCCUGCUAGACUUCAACUACUCAUUCGCCCAGCCUCUCGAAGGUGCCUAG
Messenger RNA from Verticillium alfalfae VaMs.102, 1608 nucleotides. Its product is annotated as Zn(II)2Cys6 transcriptional activator. The coding region runs from base 1 to 1608 and encodes 535 amino acids. NCBI's taxonomy places the organism in Eukaryota, Fungi, Ascomycota, Sordariomycetes, Glomerellales, Plectosphaerellaceae. Gene Ontology annotation, biological process: regulation of DNA-templated transcription; DNA-templated transcription. The record is from RefSeq and is a predicted model, not a curated record. The transcript is spliced from 3 exons. Gene Ontology annotation, molecular function: DNA-binding transcription factor activity, RNA polymerase II-specific; zinc ion binding; transcription cis-regulatory region binding. Gene Ontology annotation, cellular component: nucleus.